Molecule: messenger RNA, 2185 nt
Organism: Exophiala dermatitidis NIH/UT8656
Lineage: Eukaryota; Fungi; Ascomycota; Eurotiomycetes; Chaetothyriales; Herpotrichiellaceae
Exons: 2
Coding region: 755-1378 (207 amino acids)
Molecular function (GO): zinc ion binding; protein binding
Source: RefSeq, a predicted model, not a curated record
CCGCCCGCGGCGCCGUGCUGCAUGCCAAACCGCUGGGUCCUCUCUGUGAUCCCUUAAGUUCGAGUUCCCCGUCAUUCCGUCGCCAUCUAAACCAUCCUCGGGAUCCUCCUCCUGGGCGCCCGCUGGUCCCUCGCUGGUCCCUGGCCCAUCUGAUCGGUCCGCCCUGCGUGUUUUAUCCGUAGACAGUGCCUGAUCCGUCGUCGUCGGUGCCCUGCCCUGCCACAUUUGCCUCAAGUGACCGCAGCCACCGUGUCACGACCCCCGGGCCUACAUCCACUGCAGCCAACAACGGAGUCCUCACGACUAGUAGUGGCUAGCAAUACACCGCAUUGCGGUAGUGCUGCUAGUUCCGCCGGCCCAACCAAAGCUCUGCAAUCCAUCGACGAGCUGCCACCACCGACUGCCACCUGCCUGUCUGUCGCCUGCUUCUUUCAAUCAAUAUACAUGACACAUCUGCGCUUCUAACCACUGCAUCUUCCUUUACUUCCCUUUCACUCUCUCUCACACAAAACUGCCUGCCGCAAACAGACACUUCACGCAUCAAAGACCACAUCAAACUCGCUCAACUACCGUCAAGCCGACUUCCAUUGCUCGGACCAACCGACACGUCUCUCGGUCCGCCUCACUCAUCACUCAUACUCCGGUAUUCGUCAUCAGCUGCGCACCUCUUGGCCAGGCUUUCGUCCCAGCGGUUAUCUCUCUGCUGGUUUAUCACCUCUGAACACACACGUCAACCGAUCUCACAUUCUUCAACAUGCGUUCCAGAUCAGGCUCAGCGACUUCCAAUAGCUCGAAAGAGCUCGCUGCUGAUAGCAUGGCAAUUCACGUCACUACUGCCGGCGGGAAAGUCAUCAAACUGAACGUCCGACCCGUACAUACCGUCUCCAACGUCCUCGAGUUCCUCUGUGCACCGAAGAACAUCCCCUCAGACGCACGCCUCAUGCUGAAUGGAGAACCGCUCAAUGUGUCGACUACAGUUGGCGAACUCAAAUUAGAAGAAUCAUCAGUCCUACAACUUCAGAGCCCGUCACGCAGUACGACGCCGACGGAUCACUCUGAACCACAACAACCUCCGGCCAAGGAACCAGUCACCGAUAAGCCCGCCCCUACAUCUUCCACUUCAACGCCGACUGCCUCCGGAACCGCGACGCCGACCAAGAGAAAGUCCAACAGACCUCGAUGCUCGAAAGAGGGAUGCAAGGCUCCUGCACAGCCCAUAGUCGGAGACUGUGGAUUCUGUCAGAAGCGAUUCUGCGGCAAGCAUCGGAUGCUAGAAUCCCAUAAUUGCGAAGGUUUGGAGGAUGCUCGGAGAGCCGACAAGGACAGAAACGCCGCCAAAUUGGAAGGCGAACGAACCGUCAUGCUUCGGGGAUUGUAGACGGCAGCGAAUCCCAAACUUACAGUUGCAUAAGCACUGUAACCUCGUCUCGAGUUCUCCGAUCAAGAUGGCAUGGCCACGGUCUAUCCUCUUUUGCUUUUUUUCCUGCUUUCAAGUUGCUGGUUGCGGCGUUUCUCCAGUUCAUGGACGGUAAUCUCGCAUUUCGAGUUUCUGCUUCGGAUUCAAGGGGGGUUGAACAGCAGCUUUCAACAGCGCCCUCGUAAAGGGCCACGGGACUGGGAUACGGAAUCACACCUCGGACUCGGAUGUGUCAAGGAUUGUGCGUUGGGGCGUUUUGUCCCCGUCGUGAAAGGCGCAAGCAAGGCUUCUUUUUGCCUCACCUUUUGGUGAACACAUUAUAUUAGCAGGCUGCAUUAAGCGGUAGCCCGAAUGAAACAAAUCAAAAUAUUGUAAUACCUUAUCCGGCUCUUGGCUUCUUCGUGGUACAUAGGACCGGCUCAUUGCAUUGACCAACUUGAACCUGUCCAACGUGGACUUCAAGGGGUUCAAGUGGUUGCGAUAAGAUACAUUUGCUGGGCGGCAAUGUCUGCCGCGUGUGAUACAAUUAGUCGUAGGAUGAUGGCCACAUCUCACACUCUGCACGGCAUUCUAUUUUGGAACUGCAAGUAUAUGCAAGGAAAUCACUGAUGUUGAGCAGUCUGAAAGGCCCAAGGCAUACAUAGAUUGAAACGCCCAUAGGUAACACAUAAAAUGCUGAAUACCCAUGCAACAGUCAUACUAAAUAAAUACUUAAAUAUCAACUUUGGGGGCAACGUACAGUAUGCCAAAAAAACAAUACAACAACCC